CCAUAUUCAGUGCAUUUCUAUGACAGAGCUGCUGACUCAGGGGGUUUGGACAAAGGGCCGAUGCGGUCGGGUCUAGUAUAAAAGGAAAGGGUUAAACCAGGUAGGAUACAGUUUGGUGCAAGAGCAGAAACAUCAGCAGCAACCAGCAGCUCAACCAGCAGCUCAGCCAGCAGCCCAAUAACCAGCAAUAUGACUACCACUGGAAUGAACAUGAUGAGCAGGAUCAUCUUCUACGAGGACAGGAACUUCCAGGGUCGUUCCUAUGAGGUCAUGAACGACUGCCCUGACAUGUCCUCCUACCUGAGCAGAUGCCACUCCUGCAGGGUUGAGAGAGGCUGCUUCAUGGUGUACGACCGCACCAACUACAUGGGCAACCAGUACUUCCUGAGGAGGGGUGAAUAUGCUGACUACAUGAGCAUGAUGGGCAUGAACGACUGCAUCAGGUCCUGCCGUAUGAUCCCCAUGUACAGGGGAUCCUACAGGAUGAGGAUCUACGAGAGAGAGAACUUUGGUGGUCAGAUGUAUGAGCUGAUGGACGACUGUGAUAACAUCAUGGACCGUUACCGCAUGUCCAACUGCAUGUCCUGCAACGUGAUGGAUGGCCACUGGCUGAUGUACGAGCAGCCCCACUACAGAGGCAGAAUGAUGUACAUGAGGCCUGGAGAGUACAGGAGCUUCAUGAACAUGGGAUUCAGCGGCAUGAGGUUCAUGAGCAUGAGGCGCAUCACUGACUCCUGCUACUAGGCUGUCUUUGCACUAAAUAAAGCUGUCAUGAACUGAA
Oreochromis niloticus (Nile tilapia) is the source of this 781-nucleotide messenger RNA. Its product is annotated as gamma-crystallin M2-like. The record is from RefSeq and is a predicted model, not a curated record. Gene Ontology annotation, biological process: visual perception; lens development in camera-type eye. Bases 190 to 744 code for a protein of 184 amino acids. The transcript has 3 exons. Gene Ontology annotation, molecular function: structural constituent of eye lens. Lineage: Eukaryota; Metazoa; Chordata; Actinopteri; Cichliformes; Cichlidae.